Candida tropicalis MYA-3404 is the source of this 1167-nucleotide messenger RNA. RefSeq lists its product as uncharacterized. NCBI's taxonomy places the organism in Eukaryota, Fungi, Ascomycota, Pichiomycetes, Serinales, Debaryomycetaceae. The record is from RefSeq and is a predicted model, not a curated record. Bases 1 to 1167 code for a protein of 388 amino acids. Gene Ontology annotation, molecular function: fatty-acyl-CoA binding. Gene Ontology annotation, biological process: fatty acid metabolic process. The transcript has 2 exons.
AUGUCUGAUAGUGUGGAUCGAGUAUUUGUUAAAGCAAUAUCCACGAUUAGAGCGUUAUCGUCUCGUUCAAAUUAUGGAUCAUUACCCCGACCACCUGCAGAGAACAGAAUCAAAUUAUAUGGUCUAUACAAACAAGCCACAGAAGGUGAUGUUGACGGAAUUAUGCCACGACCGGUUGGGUUUACUCCUGAAGACGAAGGAGCCAAGAAGAAAUGGGAUGCUUGGAAACGGGAAGAAGGAAUCAGUAAAACUGAAGCCAAGAAGAGAUAUAUUUCUUAUCUUAUAGAAACCAUGAGAGUUUAUGCUAGUGGAACUCUAGAAGCAAGAGAAUUAUUGAGUGAGUUGGAGUAUUUAUGGGAUCAGAUCAAAGAUUUACCAAGUAGUGAUGAAGAAGUUGAACACCAGAUUCCUUUACCUUCUAGAUCGCCUACUUUCAGUCAAACUGAUAGACUUUCCAAUAGAACCCCAAGCUUAACUGGAGCGCGUGGUCGGGAUUUAAACAACAUCUACUCGCAUUCUAGAAGAAACACCACAUUGUCGCUUAACGAAUAUAUGCAACAACAAAAGUUACAACAACAACAACAACAACAGCGUCGGAAUUUUCAUCAUGAGACAGGCUCUCAGCCAGGUGGAUAUCCGGCAACCAUUGGCAGCGGUGCUGUCGGCGGGACAGGUGUUGGUGCUACGUCUGUUUAUUCUUUACCGGGUCGAUUAGGAUCAACUUCCAAUAAUGUCAUUGAAGAUUUCAAGAACUGGCAAAGUGAAGUCAACAUGGUAAUAAAUAAGUUAACUAGAGAAUUCGUUAGUAGCAGAAGAGAAGCUUUGUCAAGACAAGAUAACGCAAAUAGAGAUAAUGAUGAAGAAGAGCAAGAAGGGUUGGAUGACUUUGAAAUCAGAAAACGCAAGAUUAUAAGUAUAUUAAAAGUCGUUGGAUGGAAUGCGUUAAGAAUCGUAAAGAACUUUGCUGUUACAUCAAUUACUAUUUUGUUUAUUGUUUGGUGUAUCAAAAAGAAUGUUGUUGUUGAAAGGACCCUAGUUAAACAACCAUCUGGAACUGCUGGCAAAAGAAAGAAGGAAUUGAUCAUCAAUAUGGUUUUAAACACAGAUGAAAACAAAUGGUUCAUUAGAUUGUUGAGCUUCAUUAAUAGGUUUGUGGGGUUUGUCUAA